CUAUUGUAUACCUCAACAGAGAAACUUCCGCUUGUUGACUUGACGAAGGCGGAGAGUCAAAAUGGGAAAGAAACAGCACCAGAAAGAUAAACUGUACCUGACCACCACUGAGUGGAAGAAUGAAUGGGGUGGCUACAAGGGGAAACAGAACGCUGGACAGAAUGCCAGAUUUCGGAGAUUACCAUUUCAUAGCUGCAGCCUGUCUCUGCAGCCAUUUGAACAUCCUCUGUGUACAAAGGAAGGAAUCAUUUUUGACCUGAUGAACAUCUAUCCUUUCUUGAAGAAGUAUGGAGUGAGCCCUGUCACUGGAGAGAAAAUGACCUCCAAGGAUCUGACCAAGCUGACAUUUCACAAGAAUUCUCAAGGCCGCUACCACUGCCCGGUCACCUUUAGGAUCUUCAAUGAGAACACCCACAUAGUUGCCAUCAAGACCACAGGCAAUGUUUAUUCCUAUGAGGCUUUGGUGAGACUGAAUCUAAAAGUGUCCAACCUUCGAGAUCUGCUGACUGACGAGCCGUUUACAAGGAAGGAUAUGCUGACCAUCCAGGACCCUACAAAUUUGGACAAAUUCAACUUGUCAGACUUCUACCAUAUCAAAAACAACUUGAAAGUCCCUGAUGAAGACAGUGACCAGUCGGACCCUAAGUACCGUCUGAAGAACAUCAACUCAGAGGCCCGGGAUACUCUGGAGGAACUGGACCGUGACUACAAACCCAAGGAUCUACACCUGCUGGGCAUUACAAACGAGCAGAAAGCCAAGCCUGACAAGUUCAAUUCUGCAUCCUACGAGCCCUGCUCAACUGGUGUUAUGUAUCAGUAUCACCAGCAUCCUUCACGUGCAGUAUCCACAGCAGCAGUGACCCCACAGACAGAGCAGGAGUCAGCUGUUAUACAUGAAGAUGUGUUGAGAUAUGAGAGAGUCCACAAGAAGGGUUACGUCAGGAUGGUGACCAGCCACGGCACCCUCAACUUAGAGCUCUUCUGUGACAUGGUGCCCAAGACUUGUGAGAACUUCAUGCAGCUGUGUGCCCGGGGGUACUACGAUGAUAUGACUUUCCACCGUUCCAUCAGAAACUUCAUUAUCCAAGGUGGAGAUCCCACUGGCACUGGGAAGGGUGGACAGUCUUGCUGGGGUCCUGCGUUCAAGGACGAGUUCAAACCCAACUUGACCCAUACAGGGAGGGGGAUGCUCAGCAUGGCCAACAGUGGACCCAACACAAACAAGUCUCAAUUCUUCUUCACAUACAGGUCGGCCCGGCAUCUGGAUGGUAAACAUGCAGUGUUUGGCAAGAUUGUUGGUGGAUUGGAAACAUUGGACAAAAUGGAAGCUGUUGCCGUCAACAAACAUGACAAACCUAAGGAAGAAAUCAAGAUUGAGAAUGUCAUCGUGUUUGUGAACCCGUUUGAUGAAGCAGAUGAACAGCUGAAGAAGGAGAGAGAAGAAGAACUGGAGAAACAGAAGGCAGCUGCAGAGGCUGAGAGGAAGAAGAAGGAACAGAGGAAGAUGGAAGAAGAGGGACCACGUGUUUUCAAGAAGGGUGUCGGGAAAUAUAUCAAUAUGUCUACUCUUAAGCGAAGUAAGGAUGAUGAAGAUGUGUCAUCAGGAACUGUCAAGAAGAAGAAGAAGGCGGAAGGAUCCUACUCAUUUGGGGACUUCAGUGCCUGGUGAUGUCGCAGGGGGAGUGUUGGUGAUGUCGCAGAGAGUGUGUUGGUGAUGUUGCAGAGAGUGUGUUGGUGAUGUUGCAGGGGAGUGUUGGUGAUGUUGCAGAUGAUGGGUGCUGAUGUAGCUGGAGGCAUGUCAGGGAUUUUGAUGGAGGCAUGUUGGUUAUGUGCAGGAGGCCCAUCGACUAUGGUGCAGAAGGCUUGUUGGUGAUGUUGCAGAG
This is a messenger RNA of Haliotis rubra (blacklip abalone), 1883 nucleotides long. RefSeq names its product RING-type E3 ubiquitin-protein ligase PPIL2-like. Gene Ontology annotation, molecular function: ubiquitin-ubiquitin ligase activity; peptidyl-prolyl cis-trans isomerase activity. Gene Ontology annotation, cellular component: catalytic step 2 spliceosome. Gene Ontology annotation, biological process: protein polyubiquitination; protein peptidyl-prolyl isomerization. NCBI's taxonomy places the organism in Eukaryota, Metazoa, Mollusca, Gastropoda, Lepetellida, Haliotidae. The record is from RefSeq and is a predicted model, not a curated record.